Miniopterus natalensis is the source of this 1343-nucleotide messenger RNA. Lineage: Eukaryota; Metazoa; Chordata; Mammalia; Chiroptera; Miniopteridae. The record is from RefSeq and is a predicted model, not a curated record.
AUUAAGUGAUCUACAGCGUGACCCACCUGCUCACUGUUCAGCUGGACCUGUGGGAGACGACUGUAAGCUUUGCUUUAUUGCUAGCAUUUUGCUACCUGUAAUAAUAUAGGUUUGAACAUUUGUUAAUGACUCCAAAACUCCUUUGUUUGUUUCAGUGUUCCACUGGCAAGCAACUAUUAUGGGGCCUCCUGAUAGCGCAUAUCAAGGUGGAGUCUUCUUUCUCACUGUCCACUUUCCGACCGACUAUCCUUUUAAACCACCAAAGAUCGCUUUCACAACAAAAAUUUACCAUCCAAAUAUAAACAGUAAUGGAAGUAUUUGUCUUGAUAUCCUGAGGUCACAAUGGUCACCAGCUCUGACUGUAUCAAAAGUUUUAUUGUCCAUAUGUUCUCUACUUUGUGAUCCUAAUCCAGAUGACCCCUUAGUACCAGAUAUUGCACAAAUCUAUAAAUCAGACAAAGAAAAAUACAACAGACACGCAAGAGAAUGGACUCAGAAAUAUGCAAUGUAAAAUCAAAAAAUUUUUCAUAUAUACCAGAGUACUGUAAAAUCUAGGUUUUUUUCAAUAUUAGCAGUAAAUUGAGCACUGUUUACUGUUUCAUUGUACCAUGAAAUCUUUUGAUUUUUAUCCAUUUUAAAUGUAUUUCUGAAGCAAGACAAAAAAAACUUCCAAAAAUACCCUUAAGACUGUGAUGAGAGCAUUUAUCAUUUUGUAUGCAUUGAGAAAGACAUUUAUCAUGGUUUUUAAGAUACUUGGACAUCUGCAUCUUCAGCUUACAAGAUCUACAAUGCAUCUGAAAAGCAACCAAAUUAUUUUUUGCUGAAACUAGAUGUUUUUACAUGAGAAAUACUGUAUGUGUCGUCUAUGUUGUCAGUUUUAUAAAUCUGUAUUCAGAUUUCAUUCUUUGUUAGCUCACUUUAUAAUUUGUAUUUUUUUACUGUAUAGACUAAAUAUAUUCUAUUUACGUGUAUGUCAACUCAUUACUUUUUCCCUGUGAACAGUAUUGAAAAAAACCGAACGGUUGAUAAUUAAAUGAAUUAACUGUCUGUCUCCCUUGUCUUAGGGUAUUCUGUAGAUUGAGUGCAGAUUUCUUAAACCUGAAUGAUCUUUACACUGUAAUUCUCAGUAUACUGAUUAUGGAGAAACACUUGUUUUGAUUUUGUUAUACUUGACUUAACUUUAUUGCAAUGUGAAUUAAUUGCACUGCUAAGUAGGAAGAUGUGUAACUUUUAUUUGUUGCUAUUCACGUUUGAAUUUUUUUCUGUAUAGUCAAUAUUAUAAUGACACCUUUUACAGAUCUUAAUGUAGCUUUUUCCAUAUAAAUAAAAUGCUUUUUCUACUA